Messenger RNA from Cydia pomonella (codling moth), 917 nucleotides. It is a transcript of the gene RpS2, whose product is annotated as small ribosomal subunit protein uS5. The coding region runs from base 92 to 877 and encodes 261 amino acids. Gene Ontology annotation, cellular component: cytosolic small ribosomal subunit; ribosome. The record is from RefSeq and is a predicted model, not a curated record. Gene Ontology annotation, molecular function: RNA binding; structural constituent of ribosome. Gene Ontology annotation, biological process: translation. The transcript is spliced from 3 exons. Lineage: Eukaryota; Metazoa; Arthropoda; Insecta; Lepidoptera; Tortricidae.
ACAUUUUUUUUUCUGACGCUUACUUGAUUCCGUCAAUUAUUUCAUUCGGCCAUUUUCUAUUUGACCGUCUCCUUGCGCUCACGUAUCAACAAUGGCGGACGCUGCUCCAGCCGGUGGUCGUGGCGGAUUCCGCGGUGGUUUUGGUUCACGGGGUGGCGACAGGGGUCGCGGGGGUCCCCGCGGUCGUGGACGCGGGCGCGGCCGUGGUCGCGGACGCGGAAAGGAAGACCAGAAAGAGUGGGUGCCCGUCACCAAACUCGGUCGUCUAGUCCGCGAGGGCAAAAUCGACAAGCUGGAGAGCAUUUACCUGUUCUCUCUGCCCAUUAAAGAGUUUGAAAUCAUCGACUUCUUCCUCGGGUCUUCGUUGAACGAUGAAGUCCUCAAGAUCAUGCCUGUGCAGAAACAGACCCGCGCCGGCCAGCGUACCCGCUUCAAGGCGUUCGUGGCCAUCGGUGAUAACAACGGGCACAUCGGGCUGGGCGUAAAGUGCAGCAAGGAAGUCGCGACCGCCAUCCGCGGCGCCAUCAUUCUGGCUAAGCUGUCUGUGCUCCCCGUCCGCAGAGGAUACUGGGGUAACAAGAUCGGAAAGCCCCACACCGUGCCUUGCAAGGUUACCGGUAAGUGUGGUUCAGUCACCGUGAGGCUGAUCCCUGCUCCCCGUGGUACUGGCAUUGUGUCGGCCCCAGUCCCGAAGAAGCUUCUCCAGAUGGCUGGUGUCCAGGACUGCUACACGUCGGCCCGCGGCUCAACUGGCACUCUUGGCAACUUUGCCAAGGCCACCUAUGCGGCCAUUGCCAAGACCUACGCGUACCUCACCCCAGACUUGUGGAGGGACAUUCCUCUGACAAAGUCCCCCUACUCUGAAUUCAAAGCCUAAACUAUUCAAGGAUGGAAUAGAUUAAAACAUUCAGAACUUU